Emys orbicularis (European pond turtle) is the source of this 366-nucleotide messenger RNA. RefSeq names its product secondary ossification center associated regulator of chondrocyte maturation (gene SNORC). NCBI's taxonomy places the organism in Eukaryota, Metazoa, Chordata, Testudines, Emydidae. The transcript has 3 exons. The coding region runs from base 1 to 366 and encodes 121 amino acids. The record is from RefSeq and is a predicted model, not a curated record. Gene Ontology annotation, cellular component: cell periphery. Gene Ontology annotation, biological process: cartilage development.
AUGCCCCAUCACAGCGUUCUUCGCCUGGUCCUGCUGAUGCUCUCUGGAGUUGUGGUCCCUGCUGUUCUAACAGCAGAGUAUCCCCAAGGACCUGCCCCCACGCUGUGGAACGAGCCGCCGGAGCUGCCGUCGGGAGGGGGCCCCUUUGAUGCCGCCACCACCAUGGGUCGCUUCUCGGACUCUACAGCCUUCCCCCCGUACACCUCGGAGUAUGAGCCUGAGGACACCACCCACCUGCACCGUCUGGAUGAUAACGGGUCUCUGGGUCCUGGAGCCAUCAGUGCCAUCGUAAUCGCUGCUCUCCUAGGCGCAUCUGUGAUUGUGGCCCUGAUCGUCAUCACCCUGCGAAAAUUCUCUGCCUCCUGA